Messenger RNA from Raphanus sativus (radish), 1094 nucleotides. RefSeq names its product methyl-CpG-binding domain-containing protein 7-like. The transcript is spliced from 5 exons. The coding region runs from base 122 to 802 and encodes 226 amino acids. The record is from RefSeq and is a predicted model, not a curated record. Gene Ontology annotation, molecular function: DNA binding. NCBI's taxonomy places the organism in Eukaryota, Viridiplantae, Streptophyta, Magnoliopsida, Brassicales, Brassicaceae.
GCGGGUCCUAGUGAGUAAAGAGGUACGACGUACCAUACAUAAAGUGCGAGGUGUAAUUGGCUUGAGACCCACUAAACCUCUCACUCGGGUUAUCGAAUUACACCCGGCAACGAAAAGAGAUAUGCAGACGAGACCUUCAGACGACCUUGUCCCUCUUGUCAAGUUUCCGUCGCGACACCGUCGCGAACCCCAACUCUAUAUCGUGGACCCCACUUCGAGACCUUCGUCUCGCAGUCGCAGGAAAGGAAAUGUCGACACGAAGCGCUUUAACGAGUCAGGGACUGGUAAAGAGAUUACAUCUCUAGUAUCUAUUAAAAGGCACUUGGUUGGAGAAGUAGAUGAGAGACGCUUGUCUCGAAGUACAAAGUUUUAUGAAAAACGCAGAACCGAACAGGACAAUCGCAAAAGGUCCAAGGAUUUCGUUUUGCCUCAAGGAUGGACCGUUGAGGCGAGACAGAGGAGAGACUGUUCUCAAAUUGAUAAGUACUAUACUGAGCAAGAAACGGGAAAGCGGUUCCGUUCCCUUGUUUCCGCUGAGAGGUACUUGAACUCUGUAGGUAACGGUACAGUUUCUUCGGUUUCUAAGGUCCACUCUGAGCGGGUUCCGCUUUUGGCGAUUUGCAAUGGUACUGGAUAUGAGAACGUGGUUAUUGACCCAAACCCACCAGAGAAAGUUAAAUGGGUACUUACCGGUCCGGAGGGAGACAUGUUUAGUGCCAAUGUUAUGGGCUCGGACGUCUCUAGCUCUGUCAAACAGACUUGGUCCGAGACUUUUGUCUCUUUGAUCCAAGACCGCUGUUAACCAAAAUCUGAAUCCUAGUUUUGGCGUUUUUGUGGCCGGUUUUGGUAUAUACUAUAACAAGAUUUCCCGGUCUGUAGUCUCUCCAAGCUGUUCAUGUUUCGGUCUAGUUUAUAACUGACCGACCUGAAUCAUUGGUUUUACCAGAUUUUCUAAGUGCAUAGUUGCUGGGAACCGGAUUUCGGGUAAUAUCGGUUAGGUCUAUGUUUUUAAUCUUGAAAUGCUUACAAAUCUCCAAAUCUUGAAAUGUGUAUUUAAAACAGAGAUAUGUUAUUUUUCGCUAAUUCUUGUAUCU